AUGGGGCAGGCCAAGAACGCUCUCCAAACUUUCAUCGCCGGCAUUCCAGAUGACAAGCUGUCGGGCUUCAAAAAUGUGAUUUAUGCAUUGUACAAGGAUCUAAACUUCACUUUGGUCCAUGAAAUACCAACAACUAGCCAUCCCGGUGAAUACCACGACAUUUACGUUGAGGGAAACAUCGACUCGGCGCUGAGAAAACAGAACAUUCGUGUGGCAAGGGCACUGGUUCCCACCGACGGAUCAUGGAGUCCCCAGCAGAUCCGACAGGCGCUUCUAUCAAAUGCGGCCAGAUGA
Molecule: messenger RNA, 294 nt
Organism: Penicillium psychrosexuale
Lineage: Eukaryota; Fungi; Ascomycota; Eurotiomycetes; Eurotiales; Aspergillaceae
Exons: 2
Coding region: 1-294 (97 amino acids)
Source: RefSeq, a predicted model, not a curated record